Molecule: messenger RNA, 2069 nt
Organism: Rubroshorea leprosula
Lineage: Eukaryota; Viridiplantae; Streptophyta; Magnoliopsida; Malvales; Dipterocarpaceae
Source: the annotation of a GenBank genome assembly
GCCAAAUGGAAAACGCCACCUUAGAGAUAAACUAUUUUGUCUCACAAGUGCAUCCGUUUAAGGAGAUCUUCUUCUUCUUGUCCCUCAGCACUUGGCCGAAGCCCCUCUAUUUCUUUGGUAAUGGAGAGUUGUUCUCUGCACCUACGGGCCGUAUCAACCAUACCCAACUCUCUCUACAGAAGUGGGUUUGCAGAAAAGUCUUUGUUUUAUGGUCAAGCCCUCAAAUUUCCCAGUUUCAAGGGGAACCCACAUGGCAGGAGGCUCAAAUUUAUUGAUUUAAAAGCAGCUCAGGCUCCAGGUACAGGCAAAAUCAGGGCAACAGGGGCAAUGUCAAAUGAAGUAGAUUCAAAAGAUGAGAAUCUUGCGUUUGUUGCAGGUGCCACUGGUAGAGUUGGCUCACGAACUGUAAGGGAGCUUCUAAAACUUGGUUUUCGAGUUAGAGCUGGAGUCAGGAGUGCUCAGAAAGUAGAAAACCUAGUAGAAAGUGUCAAGCAGAUGAAGCUCAAUCCCAUUGACGGAACCACACCUGUAGAAAAGCUUGAAAUUGUGGAAUGUGACUUGGAGAUAAGAGACAAGAUUGAACCAGCAUUCGGUAAUGCAUCCAUAAUUAUAUGCUGCAUUGGUGCUAGUGAGAAGGAGGUUUUUGAUAUUACAGGACCUUAUCGGAUUGACUACCAGGCCACCAAGAACCUAGUUGAUGCAGCAAAUUCGGCAAAAGUUAACCACUUUAUUUUGGUCUCAUCUUUGGGAACAAAUAAAUUUGGAUUUCCAGCGGCUAUUUUGAAUUUAUUCUGGGGAGUACUAAUCUGGAAGAGGAAGGCAGAAGAAGCUCUAAUAGCCAGCGGCAUUCCUUACACUAUAGUCAGACCUGGAGGAAUGGAACGACCCACUGAUGCCUACAAGGAAACUCAUAACAUUAUCCUCUAUCCUGAAGAUACCACAUUUGGGGGACAGGUGUCAAAUCUUCAGGUGGCAGAACUCAUGGCAUGUAUGGCCAAAAACCGCAGCCUUUCAUAUUGCAAGGUAGUUGAAGUGAUUGCAGAAACAACUGCACCACUGACCCCUAUGGAGGAACUUCUUGCAAAGAUAUCAACUCAGCGUGCUGACAUUUACUCACCAACGUCUCCUUCUCCUACUCCACCAAGUGGUCAGAAAGAAUUAAAUGUAGUUGAUAGAGCAUCCAAGCCUGCUCAAGCAAAUGCAUCAGGGCUUACAAGUAGCACCGAUAAGACAUUAUCAGUCCCUGGAGAAAUGCCAAAAACAAGGCCUCUUUCACCUUACAUAGUUUAUGAGGACUUGAAGCCACCUAGCUCUCCAAGUCCAACACCAAGUGGCCCCAAAGAAGCAGCUGCCGUUGCCUCAACACCUGUAGAGAAUGGCACAACAUUGACUGAAGGCAACAAUGUACCAAAAACAACACCAACCAGUGUUGUUGAGAAGGAUCCUUCCCAGAAUUCAACUUAUCGUUCCCCCUACUAUGUAUAUGAUGACUUUAAGCCCCCAUCAUCACCAUCACCUAGCGCACCAAGAUCGAUUCCUGUAGACAGCAGUGGAUCUCAAGGUGCUACCCUGUCAGUAAACAGCAAAGCAGCUCAACCUCAAAUACCAGAUAAAUCAAGUGAUGGACCGCAAGACAACGUACCGAAGCCACGACCUCUUUCACCUUAUACAAUGUAUGAGGACAUGAAGCCUCCAACAUCACCAACACCAUCUCCAAGGAAAUCUUAAGAGAACAAACUGUCAGUCAUGUCAACAAGAAUCCUGGAAGCAACUGCAAUCGCCAGAUGAAACACACACAGAAACUGCGGAGAGAUUUUGGUUUUAAAUCAGCCAUCUGUUUCAAUUUCCAGUGCAUUAUUUGACAUCCAAGUCUCUAUACACAAACUGUAACAAUAAAAAUUCUAGUUGCAUUGAAUUGCAUUCCUUUUUCUCAUUUUAAAGUUUAACCUGUCCCAAACAUGAUCCUUUGUUCUUGAACUUGUGAAGCUUGUAACUUGCAGGAAUUAGUUUGUCUAUUGAAAAUAUGUGCAUCUUUCAAACAGACAAGAAAAUAAUAAUGCCAAUUGAAA